AUGCCACCAUCAAAUGGAGGUCCACUUGGAUAUACCCCCCCAGAUGGAGGCUGGGGGUGGGUGGUAGUUUUUGGAGCUUUCAUUUCCGUUGGCUUCUCUUGUGCAUUUGGCAAAUCUAUUUCUGUGUUUUACAAAGAAAUCCAAGGUAUAUUCAAUGCCAGCACCAGUGAAGUGUCAUGGAUAAGUUCCAUCCCGUUUGCUGUUACAAAUGGUGCAGGUCCUAUCAGCAGUAUCCUUGUGAAUAAAUACGGCAGUCGUCCUGUCAUGAUCGCUGGUGGCUGCUUGUCAGGCUGUGGCUUGAUUGCAGCUUCUUUCUGUAACACCAUACAGGAACUUUACUUGUGGGUUGGAGUCAUUGCAGGCCUUGGGCUUGCCUUCAACUUCAAUCCAGCACUGACCAUGAUUGGCAAGUAUUUCUACAAGAGGCGACCGCUGGCAAAUGGACUGGCCAUGGCAGGCAGCCCUGUGCUCCUCACCAUUCUGGCCCCCCUCAACCAGGCACUUCUUGAUGUUUUUGGCUGGAGAGGAAGCUUCCUAAUUCUUGGGGGCAUAUUACUGAACAGCUGUGUAGCUGGAGCUCUGAUGCGACCAAUAGGGCCCAAGCCAACCAAGGCAGGGAAAGAUAGGUCUAAAGGAUCCCCUCAGGAAGCCAGAAAAUGUGAUGCAAGAAAAGAUGCAGGUGAUAUAAAUGCAGAAUUUAAUGAUGGAAACCCCAGCAAACAGAAACAGUCAGUCUUUCAAGCAGUUAAUAAAUUUCUGGACUUUUCCCUGUUUACCCACAGAGGCUUUGUGGUAUACCUCUCUGGUGCUGUGCUACUGCAUUUUGGACUAUUUGCCCCUGUAGUCUUUCUUGGUAAUUAUGCCAGGAGUCAUCAUUUCCCUGGUGAGAAGUCUGCCCUCCUUCUUUCUAUUCUGUCUUUUGUUGACAUGAUAGGCAGACCUUCCAUGGGACUUAUAGCCAAUACAAAGUGGAUAAGGCCUCGAGUUCAGUAUUACUUUGCUGUUUCUGUUAUCAUAAAUGGACUGUGUCAUAUGCUACUCCCUUUAGCCACCAGCUAUGCUGGGUUCUGUGUCUAUGCGGGAUUCCUUGGAUUUUCAUUUGGGUGGCUAACCUCAGUAUUGUUUGAAUCACUGAUGGACCUCGUUGGACCCCAGAGGUUCUCCAGUGCCUUGGGAUUGGUGACCAUUAUGGAAUGCUGUCCUAUCCUCCUGGGGCCACCGCUUUUAGGUCAUCUGAUUGACAUUUGUGGAAACUACAAAUACACAUACUGGACAUGUGGCAUAAUCCUUAUUGUCUCAGGUAUCUGUCUCUUCAUUGGCAUGGACAUCAAUUAUCAACGUGUGGCAAAAGAACAGAAAGCAGAGGAGAGGCAAAAAAAGGAAAGUAAAGAGGAGGAGACCAAUGUAGAUGUUGCCGAGAAGCUGAAAGAACUUAGUAAAGCAGCAGAAUCCCAGGAGCACAAAGGCACAGAAAAAGGCCCCAAAGAGGAAGAGAUUCCAGUCUGA
This is a messenger RNA of Choloepus didactylus (southern two-toed sloth), 1506 nucleotides long. RefSeq names its product monocarboxylate transporter 1-like. Gene Ontology annotation, biological process: monocarboxylic acid transport; transmembrane transport. The record is from RefSeq and is a predicted model, not a curated record. Gene Ontology annotation, cellular component: membrane. The transcript has 4 exons. Lineage: Eukaryota; Metazoa; Chordata; Mammalia; Pilosa; Megalonychidae. Gene Ontology annotation, molecular function: monocarboxylic acid transmembrane transporter activity. The coding region runs from base 1 to 1506 and encodes 501 amino acids.